CUUCAGUGAUGCUGAAAGGUCAAAUCUCUUGGUGUGUGUCAAAUUACGUAUUUGCUUUUCGAAUUCUCUGGGAAAGGUAAUGACGUACAACUUCCGUUGCUAACGAAAGCGCCCAACAUUUCCUUUUGCUCAGAAAGCGAAAGCUCAGUGUUUUAAAUGCAGAAUAGAUAUUCACUUUUCACGAACAACAUCUCCAUUGCCAAUUGUUUUAGCUAGAAGUCAGGUGCAUUUCUGCAAAAUUAUGUUCGUCACUUGCUUUUAUCACAUGCAACACACGCAAUGUUUAUGUCAUUCACCUUGUAACGGAGUUCAGGCAGAUUUGGCGCGGAAUCACAUUGUUUAUAUUUCACUGAAAUCUGACUCAUGGUUUGCUGCCCACCCAUUCCCAAGGGAUCUUUAAGGCAACCCUGAUUGGUCCGUGGGCGGGAAGUAAUUGUAUUGAAUGUAUGACGUAGUUGAAUGGACAGUUGUGAAAGGCCCCCGGUCGACGGAUAGCAAAAGCUGGAAACUGCAAUACACGACUGUUGAAGGGAAAAAAGUACGUAUCUCAUCCAUCUUUUUAUCGGCAAGACUGUGAUCGACGGCUAUAGGGAUCAAUCGAAGGUGUUUCUCUUCUCAUCGAAUGUAGAAUAUAGCGGAGUUCGUGAAUUUCCGGUGAGUAAUUGUCGUUUUCAGUUCGAACGCGUGGAGAAGUUGGUUUUCAGUUUGUGUCGUCAUUUGGUCUCGCUACGUGUAACGUAUGCCUUGUUUACUUUGGAACCUCUGCUGUUGAUUGCCUGAACAAUUUCUUUUCCUAGAAAGGUUUUCGUUUGACUUAUUGGAGAAACGUGUUCUCGAUUGGCUCUAGUGCACGCAUUUUGUUUGUUAGAAAGCUGCAAGUUUAGGUUUUAUUGAUCAUUCAGGAAGAGCUAACUGCAUUUGCAUUAACGCACGCCACAUUUUUAGCCGUCGGUGUUAAAAAGGUUUUUUCUCUAAGCAACAGCUCACUCUGUCUCGAAACAUCGCAUUAGUAAGUAACAGAUUUUGGAGAGUGGGGUUUUACUCUGUGUUACGACCCUGAAACGAAGAGCUGUUUCCUUAUUUCGCUUUUGCAUGGCUGAAAUUUUAAUUUCCGUUCUAGUAAAGUGAGAACCUGGUGCGUUGCGUAGGCAUACCAAAUGGUUCUUUUUCCUGUUGCAGUAGUUAUGCCUGGUUUCUUCUUUUAAGGUCUGUUACGUUUUAUUUCUACCUGGAGAAUGAAAGACUUUUAUCGAAAGCUGUUCAGGCAUGAAGCAAGAUUUAUCCAGCGAUGACCACUACAACGUUUAACCUCGAAUUGUCUCGUGAUACACACACUGCCUGUCCGGCGUUCCCGGAUUUAUCGCAACUUUAUUCCUUCUUGUUUUCUGUGAGGUGCUUUUCAGUUCAGAUGUAAUCCCAUCAUACUAGUUUUUAAGGAUGUUGUUGUCCGUCACGAGGACUCAAAAUCGUGUUGCGAACGUGUCGUAUCGUGCAGGGGGUCAAACAGCAGUCAGUACACAAUUCUUUGAAUGUAAUUUGUUGGGGCUGUCUGCAGGCAUCAAGUUUAGUGUGGUUAGCGAUUCUCCAAUCGUGCAGAUCACUUUUUUGGUUGACUAAACGAAAGGUUGUUUGACCAUUUUUCUGAGGAAAUUCUUGUUUCAACAUGGUCAGGGUUUCAGUUUUAAUUUCUGAUGAUCGUGUUUCAGCUUGUGUUUUAUUGAUCUUCCAAUUUGCUUUCUUUCAGCUUGGCGUUACGAAGAGUGAAUUACCACCUCUACGUCGGCAAGAGCGCCUUUGCCUUGGGGCUCGUGAACAGCAUCGAGAAAAGUAGAUCUGGUGCAGUUUUUGCCUUUUCGUUAUGUCUUUUGAGACAUUUCCUUGUGGUAGCCCUUGUGUGAGCCCCGAGGAGCCUGCACCCUCUCUUUACGUCGAAAACCCCGACGAGGAUCCAAGCAGAUUGCUAAUCAAAAAGCCAAUGGAAAGUGAACCCUCGCGACUUGCCGAGACAGCAAAUAUAGAGGACAAAAUUAUGAACGAGGAUGAAAUAGCUCAAGUUAACGCGAGUGGAGGCGAUGGGCUUAAAAAUAACACGCUAAGCGAGGAUGGUCGUACAAGGAAGAACGGUGACGAUUCAGCACGUCGUGUUGAAGGUCGUCAUGUUUACGAUAAGGUCGACAUUUCUAGACCUCACUGGAUUCACCUAAAUUACGGAAAUCCGGCGACAAGCCCAGCCCAUUCCUCGCUUCUGAAAGAACAACAACUAAAAGAAAGUUUGCCGUCUGGCCAAAAUUUUGAAUCUGGGGAUCGCGCCAGUGUUAUUAUCAAGCGAUCAAAGGAACAAGAGGAAAUUGAGUCAGACUCUGACAACGAAUCACAAGAUACGGGCAAAGUAAACACGAAUGAUUCACUUCGCUGCAAUGAGAAUAUUUCUGGUAUUGAGGCAAGCGAGGAAAAUGUAGCGAGCUUGCACGGUCACUCGCGUGCGAUCUAUUAUAAUUAUGAUGUGAGCCACGAGGAACUUCGCAAAUUGCAAGACAAAGGAAAUGCUAAACUUGUGCGAGGGAUACACGGUGAAGCAAAAGCUGUGCCAAUUUAUUACAUGCCUGCUGGAUACUCACAUAUGGUCGCUAUGCCAGGCGGUGCAUCCGCCGGGAAUGCAAACAACAUGUUGCAGAGAGAUCAUUUUGCACAAGCAAACUCGAACGAGGUGAAACGCCUACACCUGCAGCAGCACUUGGAUUACGUGGCAGGAAGACCCGAGCAGCAAGUCCCAGUUGCAAGUAAUGUGAACACAAGCGAGCGAUAUGGGAAUUUGCAGCAUGGUUCAGCUGCUCCCGGCAUUCAGUAUGUUGACAGACGCCUAAUGCAUGGGGGUUAUGCCAUGGUCCCCGGAAUUGGACCCGUCUUUUACCAGGGUAUUCCUGUAGGAGGGGAUCAAAGCCAUUAUGAGAAUUUUACGUCACUUCAACAACAGUUUGUACCCAUGAGCAAUAUCCCAGCCGAGACAACAAGUAGUCAACCACAAGCUCAGCCAACCGCUUCCUCUGGUGCUAACAAUGAUCAUGCACACCAGCGAAGCCAAGAAAAGCUGCUAAGUAAGCGUCAAGUGUGCUUGUGGUAAUUAUGGCUAGUGAUCGAAUUAGAGUGUUCCAAUAUUAGAUAUUAUUUCUGACCUAUAUUGAACUCGGCUAUCCAAUAUAACUAUCCUUUAUGACGAAAAUCCUUCUUUUCAAUACAAAGUGGAGUAAUCAUGACAGGUGUAAAUCCGGGCCUCCCUUCUUUAUUGUUCUGGUAUUCCCUUAAGAGAAUUUGCAAGUUUUUAUUUCCCACAAUAGUAUUCACAUUUGUAUUGUUUAAAUAUUUUGACAGCUAUGAGCUCGAAUUUGAUAUUUUGGCUCCUGUUUUCGCCCAUCUCUGCAUGCAAUGUUUGGAAAAAAUGUAAAGCAAUUUCCUACGAGGAUAUGAUCUAAGAAAUUACCACCAAUAGUGUUUUGCAAGUAUUUUUGGCAAGACUAGACCUGCUGUUUGUAAGAUUUUUAUCCAUAAGUGGCUUUUUUGACCUCAUCUCUGCAUGCAAUGCUAGGAGAAAACUUGAAACAUUUGUUUGCAAGUAAGUUCAAUAUUAAAUUUUGGAAAGUUUUUUCUCCCACUUUGAACAGAAAAUCAUUGUUUUAUACAUGGUUUUUAUUAAAGGUAUAUGGUACAUUAACUUUCUUGGUUAAUUUUAGUGAGUAAAUUGCAUGUGUCAAUAUAAGUUUAGACAUAUUCCUGUUUGACUUCUUUGCCCAUUGAUUUGUUGUUUUCAAGAUAAAUCUUUAAUUUGAAGAGGUCAUGUGCAUGUUUUACCACAAAUGGAGGAACAGAUGUGCUGAAAUUUUCAAUAAAUUUGUUUACAACUAUAAAUUCCGGUUUUUUUAAAAAACGUUUCUUGGAUCGGAUUGUGUAGGUAUAGAAUUUGUAUUGUAAACAUUCUAUAUGUUUUAAGUUUGUUCUGAUGUCUGAGCACAGUCGUCGGACAAAUUAUUUGUUCAUUGUAUGUUGUUUGAAAAAUCCUGGCAUGCAUGGUUGACUCAAUUUUCAUUUAAAAGUUAAAAGCAUUUCGUUCAGCCAGAGUGAUAAAUUGUGAAAUUCAUGUUAGUGGAGAGUUGUUGACCUUACUUGUCCAAGGGCAAACAACAGCUAAAAGGAAUUUGGCAUUUUCUGAAAGCAGAAAUGUGUAAUUUGAUAUGAUCAGAUUAGAUCAGGUUUUUUAAUUUCCAAUGAAGGAUCCAGUCUGUGAUUGGCCCUUGUUUAAGUAAUGAACAUGCUGGAUUUACUUAAUAUUUUUCCUAUGUAUAUAUGUUACUAGCCUCAUGCAGAGCCAUGGAAUAUUAUUGGUCCGUCUGACAUGUGGAGCAACCAAAACGUCUGAAUGAUGCAUGCAAUGUGGUGAAACUGAGCUUGUGAUUUUCAUGUUUUGAAUUCCACAGAUGCUUCCAAGCCUUACGCAAGCCCUGUGCAUCACACCUCUGUUGUGUCUCCAGCAUCAAGCUUGGAGGAAAAGAGAUUGACAAAUUCCCCAGCUGUUAAAAGUGAAAGUGGCAGUCCAGCUCCAGUUACUGUGGCAGAGGAUGGCGAUGGCAAAAGAGGGGUGCAGGCAAAAUUGAAGGGAAAGCCCAAGCCAGCGUCUGGAACUAGCAAACCAGAAAUUAAGUGUGAACAAUGUGGAAAAACAUUUGGUUCAUCCAGUGCUCUUGCAAAACAUAAACUUACACAUAGUGAUGAAAGAAAAUAUGUUUGUGGUACUUGUGGGAAAGGAUUCAAGCGCCAGGAUCAUUUGUAAGUGAAUAUGGUGAUCACUGCAAUCUAUCUUUUAUGCUGAAACUAAAAUUGUAAAUUCCUGAUUAAACAGCCCUAGCAUAAAAAAAAAUAGUAGUUACAAAAUUGGUUUUCUUAUAUAUCUUAAGAAGCAAUUUUUAGAGUUCCUUUGGAAAGGUUCACUAGUCAAGAGGCUUUUCUGUUCAUAGAUUUUUCGAGCUUGUGAUCCGAAUAAAGAAACAUAGGAAGCUUUUAAACCCUUGACCUUCAAAACUAGGAUACUCAGUGAUUAAAUUUUGAGCAAAAGCUUUUUCAGACAAUUUCCAAAGACAUAAGUGAGGCACCUGGGGGCACAAAAUGCUGCUAAUAAAGCACAACCUUGGAUGUUGUUUUGCAACCUGCAAAGUUAAAUGUUUGACUUAUCAUUGUGUAGUAUGUGAAGUAGAAGGAGUCUUAGUGGAGGGUAUUAUGCUCUCUUUUAAGACAAGACGCUGAAGGCCACUAAGAGCAGAUUGACAAAUUAGGGUGAAAUAAUGUGCAGAUUAUGAAGAUGUACUAAUUUACUCUUUUCAUGAAACAAAACAUGUGGAAAUAACAGGCUGAAUCAAGCAAACAAGCUUAUUAAAAUACCAGACAUUUUGCUGUAUACAAACACAACAUGCCUUAAAAGGAUCCAAAAAAUGAUUGUACAGUAAUGAGGUGUGUGGUUCCUUCUAGAACAUCAUUUUCACUAACAGCCUUAAGUCGUGCUGGAAUUUAGAUAUGCUUGUGUUGCUGCGGAAACCAGGCAUUAUGAAAGUUACGCAAAUUAGUAAAUUAUUAACCCCUUUUCGCCAACUUAAUAAUAAAAAAUAUAUAUAUUGACCAAUUUAUGGAACUCUUUAUAAUAAUUGUAUUAUUGUACAAAGAAUGAGUAAACUGAGUUCAAUUUAACUUUUAUUAUUGUUUCCAGGAAUGGCCAUAUGGUGACCCACCGUGACAAAAAGCCAUAUGAAUGCAACUUUAGUGACUGUGAUAAGAGUUAUUGUGACAUGCGUUCCUUGCGUCGACAUCUUGAGAAUCAUCACACUGCUAAUGGAAUGAGCGACUCCAGGACCCAUGGAGCAGUAAGUCCAUGCAGUGAUAAACCAACAGUUGCAAAUGUUGAGCGAGCAGACUCACCUAGAAAUUUGACAAAAUUGGUCAAGGGUAGAUCACUUAAAGACAGAACUGACCACCUUCAUGCCAGUGGUUACGACAGCGGCCGUAGCUCGGGAAGAUCCACACCUGGAAGCACACAUGAUCCUGGUGUCGCUCGUGAGAGGCCAACUAAUUUACCCUUAGAAGGACCUGCCUUGAAUCCACUGAGAGAGCGCAAUAGUGAUAGCUUCAGUUCAACUGCAUCUGAAGAGGUUGUUGGCAAUUCUGGGGAACAAAGUGUACCAGAAAAGUCAACUGACGCACCAAAGCCCGUCUUAGCUGGUGACUUGCUCAAACAGGCUGCGGAUAGGUUUAAGACACAACAGGUAGGACGAAACCCAGGUGAUAUGUGGCCAGAACGAUUUCAGCAGCAGCCUUAUAUGGUGUACCACCCUUACGGCACUUCGGAGCAACAGUGGUAUCCCACAAUGUAUGCCCAGAAUCCACGCUUUGUGUAUCAAUAUCAUUCUGUAUUCCCAUCAGUUUAUCAGGUGCCUGUCACUGGCCUUGUCAGCGAGCCUCGUCAGCGGAUGAUGAGUGAUUCAGACACCCCUGAAGUGACAAAAACAGUCGGGGGUUCAUCACAGUUAAAGCCAUCGCCCUCUCAAGAGAAUAAUCGUCCAACUGAUGCCAUGCAGUUAGCUUAUCUCAGACAACAUCAAGUUGGAAGGGCCACAGGGACACCAACUGACCCUACUGCUGUUGCUGUGGCAACUGCUAAAGAAAUGGGUCAUUUUAGAUAUGCAGGAGAGAGUUAUUAUGGAGCCCACCCUCAAGGCACACAGUGGCAACAGGUUAGUUUUGUUGUUAUAGUUAAUAACUUCAGGCCAAAGGACUUUAAAAAAACUUAAGACAGAAUCCAUCAGAAAAUUGAGUAAUUUCAAUUUUCAGUGGACGAAAAACCUUGCACUAGAAUAAUUUUAACAAUAUCGCAUUCAUUUUUUACAUUUUUCAGGGGCUGUAGAUAUAAUAAGUUAUCUGUAAUAGCACCAAAGACUAUUUCUCAUGGGAGCCCGAGAAAAUGCUUAUUGUGCAUAUUAAGUGCAAAUCCCAAGUCUGCAUUGGCAUGUACAUAAAAAAAUAAUCUAUUGUCCUCAUUAAAAAAAGACCAUAGUUCCCUGGACACAUGUCACAAACUCACAAUUUUUUUAUUAAAAACUGUUAAGCAUAAUUUAAAUUUUAGGGAACAAAGUCACCUGUUUCCUUGGCAACAUCUUGUUAUUUCAUCUACAGACUCAAAAGUUAGAGCAGCAUUUUCAUUUUAAAAAAUCAUUAAUUCUUUGAUUUGCUGAAAGGGUACCUAGGUGGAUACAGGGGUCAGCGGGGUAAAUCUAUUUGCGUCAUGUUUAGUUCUAAUUUUAGAGUGAUCUCAGUUUUAUUAUUUGGAGACAGAAUAUUGCUUUGUUUUCGGCUAUAAAAUUAAUAUUCAAAUUUUAGAGGAAAACUCGUGGGGCUAGUGGUGGAAUAUCAUCAAGACCACCAAACAUACAUGUGAUCUUUACAAAUAAGCAAAUUGGUAGAAUUUUGGUAAUCUGGACUUAUGCCAAUGUUGGUGCAUUGUGGUAUGUGGUUUAUAAAGUUGAAAGGUUUUCAUAGAAUAGAUUACUCUUAUGCAGAAUGUGGCUCAUUUAUUGUACAUUUUAAACUAAUACUUUUUGAAAGAAAUGUAUUCAAAAUUUACCUUUUGCUUUCUUUUAGAACUGAACCUGCUUUUAAUUCCACAAAGUGUUUUUUUCUAAGGUUGUCAGAUUUUUAUUCAUUAUGGGUCAUAGUAUCAAUGCAAUCUGAGAUAAUCAUGUUUGCUUUUUGUGAAGCAGAGUUUGUGCAGACCUGUCCUUUCCUCACUUGGCUGCCUUCACGUACAGAUCAAGAUGAAUAUUUAAUGAGUAGUACUUCAGGUUUAAAUUGAAUGAAUUUCAGCGAAUAGUAACCUUAAAUACUGCAUCAAUAUCUAAAGUUGGUGGCCUUUGCGUCACUUCUCAGGCCAUCUAAGCUAGUGGCAAACUUUUGAAUAUUUUUGAAGAGGUGGACCAAUAUCCAAUUGUUAUUCUGCAAACAGAAGGGUUUGAAUUUGAAAGCCAAAUAUUAUAAAGCUUAACAUGAUAAAUAUUCAUGAGAAAUUCAAUUGUUUCUAGGCAGCCAGCUGUUUCGUUGGUUAUUCUUAUCACCUGUGACUAACACUGUCUUCCUGUCUCUGAUUGGUUCAGUGUUGUUUGACUUGACACAUGAUUGACUUGUGGUUGUCUUCUGUGGUCCAUUCAAAGCUAGUAAAUUUGCAUUAGUUUUUGCCAGAACCAAAAUUAAAUUUCCUUUUCCUUGUUGUGGUCAUGUGAUCAACUUUCUCGGUCCUGUUGUUUUUGCUUGAAGUGUGGCACGUCAUUCAUGAGCUGUUGUAGUGUUUCAACCCCAUCAUUGUAGACAGAUUCUGCAAGGACUUGUGUCCUCUUAAACCAAAUGGAAUUCAAUCAUAAACUGCUAUUUCAACUCUGCCCAAGUGGAAUUCUACCAAGCUUAGUGCUUUUUGUGGAGCAAAAUGGUUAAGGCAUGUAUUUUAUUCUUCUCUCAAGCAAGUUUAUAUACCUCUGACGCUAGCUAAUGCUCAACUAAGAUAUAACAAGCUGAUUCAAUCCAGGGUGACUCGCUGUAUUGGCUCAGGGCUUUAGUCUUUGACUGUAAGGGCCUCUGUUGAUAAUCUUUUUGUAAAGAAAAGGUUCAAGACAUCUGAUAAUUUCAUAUCUUUUUUUAUCAUCUCUAAAUUUUGCUCCAGAGUAGGUGAUCCUUUAAUUUUGAUUACAUUCAUUGUAUCUUUGAUAUUUUUAGUAUUUCCUUUAUGGUCUUGAUCAAGUUUACCUGUCCCUGUGUGUGCUCUCUGUUUUAGUAAAGCAUAAUAAAUUUUUACUGCUGUUUAGCAUCUCCAAGGAAAAAUUUUCAUUGUCAGGAAAGAGGAGAAUUUAUUUUAAUUUAUUGCAUGUUGCAUUACCAUCACACAAUCUAUAGUAAGUGAAAACAGCAUAUAAAAGGUAAAAUUUUGUAAGGUUUGAGCUUAAAGAAAAAUUAAUGGUUUCAAAAAUAAUAUUUUAAGUUUCUUAACACCUUUUUUGCUCAAAUUUGUAUAUUUGGUGGAAAUAAGAUUUUUUUUAUUUUUGUGCUAACAGUUCCUUGAAAAUGGGUAAUGUUGGUUGAAAUGUCUACUUGAUCUAGUGAAGGUUAUCUUAAAGCAUUGUUUUUAGUGGCUUCAAUGCAACAACAGCAACAUAACUUUUUCUACAGAUUAAACCAGAAUUACACAAAAUAAUUUUUAUCUGGGCCCAGUACCAUUGCAUAAUAUACUGUAGUUUUAUUUUCGUUGUGGCUCAUAUUUUGUUUUCUUUUGUUUCAAACUCAUUCUUGUACAUUACCAUCCCCUAAAACAAAAUAAAAAUUAAAUGUGCACCUCAGCAUAAUUCAUUAUGUUCACCAUCACCACCAACAUAUGCUUUUGGAAAAAAGUCCUGGCAAGCUCUAUGAAUACUUUGACGUCGUCAGUAACACAGUUGGCUCAUAUCACUGAAUAUAAAUAAGGACUGCUUAUAUCAAGAUCUCAGUGAAUACUUACCUAAUGCUCUUAAGCACACAAGGUCAAUACCCAACAUGCAACCAGCACAACGCACCAUAAUAAUACAACAAUGAAAUUAUCAUGAAAAAGACUGAUGCAGAAUAUAUAGGAUCAUAAUCACAAUGGCUCUAUCAUACUGAUAGAUUAUCCUGUUAAAAUAUUCGAUUUAUUGAUCAUUGUGUAACUAAAGCUUUGUUUUUUGUUCAUUUUGUUAUUGCUUUUUUUUUUUCAAUGAAAUUGUGACAUUUCUUAGUUUUGAAAGUGAUUGAUGGUGGUAGUUUGAAUAGCCCUUGCCUAUCACUAGUAUUAAAUGUCUCACUGAUGUAAAUAUGUUUGUGCAGUUGUACAAACCCAGGGUCAAAUUUUAGCCUGAGAAAUUAAUAUUUUUUCAUUAGGCACAUAGUUUGGUAAGUGUCUUGUAUAGAUAGCCUCUACAUCAAUAAUUAUUGUCAGUGUAACUUAUUUUAUUUUAAAUUCCCUAGGUUCGCUAUGAUGAAACAACAAAUGCUUACAAUUCAGCAACAUCAAUGGGUAACAGCAAAUCGUCAAGUUAUGGUCAUGCCACAGUACCAGAUAGUAAUGGGCUGGCAAACAGCAAUGCUGAGUCAAAUCAUUUGGACACAGUAUCACGUGGAACACAGUUUCGUCCUGGAAAACUGGAUACUAACAGUGAACCACCUGAAAAAAGACAACGAUUGUCGGAAGUAAGUGCUGGCGAAAGAGAAGGCAUUAAUGGAGCACUACAUGGUCAGAUUAAACUUGAAGACAAUAAUAAUUCACAGGAAAAAGCGAGAGAAGGGCUUUUCAGAAAUCCAGCAGAGAUAGUCACCCCACGACGUAAGCAGAGGCCACGACCUGAACCCUUGACGAUCCCACCAUCAGCCAGCACUACCUACUAUUCAAAUCGACCAAACUCACCAAUGGGCCGCAGCAGACCAUGCUCGCCACCUUACACACCUCCACCCAUGUUGAGCCCACGCAGUAUAUAUUCUAUCGGAAAUAUAACCCCACGAUUGGGCCCAUCCAUUCAAGUGCCCACAACUCCUAGCAGGCUUCAGCUACUCAGCAGUCACAGCCACAAAAGUAAGACAUCAUUUUACGUACAUUUGUUAAAUACAAGUGAACUUUGUAGGAGUAAUCAGCCUAAAUGCCAAGGUUUAACGGUCACUUAAUGGGAGGUUAACGAUUACAAAAGUGAAACUAUGCACAGGGUUCCUCUUUUGAGAACAGCUGUAUUAAAAAUGCAUCUGUCUAUUCAAAGAAAAGUCAUUGGAACAUUUUUUUGGUUGCAAUGCAAACAAUGCUGGGCUGUCACUAAAAAUUAUUUUGUAAACUCUAAGUGGCAUAGUUCAUGGAGCAAACAUGGAGAGCUCCAACAAAAACAAUAUUAUUUGAAAAUAAUGACUGGUUGCUUUUACUCUUGUAGGUUUUACUGUAGCUGAAUUUUAGAAGUAAAAGCUUUGGUACAUUAGCUUUUGAUCUUUUUAUUACAUAUGAAAUGCACCGUUUAUAUCUGAUGGCAGAAAUCUCAAGUUGGAUAACCAAGGAUUAGUCCCUCAAAUAAGAAGACUUUUUGCAUCCUUUUUCUUAGGUUCUACUUUAUGUGAUUUUUUUUUCUCUCUUUCAAGUGGAAUGCUGUAAUGCCAAUGACUUUCCUUAUUUUUCAGGCUUUGAUUUAACAGGAGAUGAAGAGGCAUUACCUUUUCCUGAACCGUAAGUGUGGCUAAUCUAUUGUUAGAUAAAAAGAAAGGAACAGAAUUCUUCCAAAUAAAUUACAAGCUCAGAAGAUAUCCGAUCGUAUAAUCAAAUUAUCACAAAAUAUACUUUGUGGUAUUGCCUUUUAGUAAAAAACUCUAAACCAAUUCUUGCAAGGAAGAAAAUGCCCACAUGCAAUGACUCAAGAACAGUGUUUUGAUUGUUUCAUAUUUUGGACAACUUAUGCAUUUUUACAGUUUGACGUUGAUUUGAUUUUGUAAAGAUUGAAGUCAACAAAAUAAUAUUAUUGAGAGAGCCUGGUACUCUAAAAACAUUCAGAUUAAUGAACUGCCAUUUACAUUCUCAACAGAAAAAUCAAUGUUGGUCGUGAGUUUCAAGCAGAAGUACCACCUUUUGCUGGUAAGUUGUCAACGUUAGUUUUAGAAAAUUAUCACAGUUUUAGUCUGUCAGUGAGGUGCAAAAAUAGCCAAUGUCCCUCCCACUCUAUCAAAUAAGUCCCUGCAAACAUCCCAGGCUCUAAUAUACUCUCUCUCCUCAAACUGUCCUUAGUUAAUGAUUAGUGUUGCUCAAUUUGCCAGUGGAAGUUUACACAAUGAUUGUGUUACUAUCAAAAGUAAUUAAAGUUCUUUUCACGAUGUUUGAUGUCAAUCUUGGUUUUUCUUACCAAGGCCAUAAAGAUGAUGCAAAAUAUGAUGAACACAAAGCAACUUUAGUUUGGAAACCAGUUGAUGAAAAGAAGAGAUCCAGAAGAGAAGAAAGUGAGUGUGCUGGGUUAAGUCUUUCGUUUCUUUUUAUUGUGUAAGUAAUAAUGGAGCAGGAUUAAAUUUUUUGAGUUUUGAUUAAUGCCACUGGGUAAGUGCCUGUUGCAAUAACAUUAAAAAAAAGAAAUAAGAAGAUGUAAAAAUUAUCAUGUUGCAAGCAUCAGAUUUAGAAAGAAAGAUUGGGUCCAAAAUGGGUUAAAAUAUUAAAUUAGAUGGUUUAUAAAGUUGUCCUCAAGAAAGCAAAGUACAAUUUGCCAUUGGACAAAGGAACCAUGCAUGCACAUCUUCAGUUCAUGAAGCCUGUAAUUACUGUGGUGUUACAUGCAUAAAAUGUAGUAUAUGACUACCUUAUCCUGGUCAUUUGUCUAAAAUACAACCUCUAAAAUUUCAGUUGAAUCUUUCCUGGAGAUGGCCUGCUCUGUUGCUGUAUUAGGGGGUGGAUCAAACAAAGAAUAUGCCCUACACAUCUUGCAUAGAGCAAACGGAAAUGUGAAGGUAAUUUAAAAUUUUGAUGUGAUGCUUUAUCAAGUUUAAGGGUGAUCCAGAUAAAUAUCAGUGAUCUGAGAUCACUUGGAUCCUAGCACAUCAAAGGAACUGAUGAAUCAACCCUGGGAAAGGAUUAAUCGGUUUAUGUGAUUUUCCAUGAUCUGAUUGAUGUUGGAUCCUGAUCAGGACCUGGAUCAUCCCACAGGUUUUAGUAAGAUUUUAAGAAGGUGGCAAAGGCUUUGAAGUAGGUGGAAGAGGAAAAAAACUUGCGGCAAAAGCGUGACUUGCGAGCGCGAGUUUCUGGAAAUAAAAUUAAAAUCUGGGCCUCUUAGGAUGCAUUUCCAGUAUUCUGGCCUAUGGGGCAAAAAUUUAAGUGUGUGAACAGAACAGAGACAUCAUUAAUUUUGACUUCUUUAUUCAGUUACAGUACAUGAAUACUCUAUUUAAACUGGGGUAAUUUGCAAAGAAAAGUAGGCGGCAAGUUUACGUGAAAUAACUGGUGAAUUUCGCCGGCCACCGGCUCUUGUUGAAAACCCUGUCAUCCCAAAGGAACACACUCUUAGUUUUCAUGUCCUUGAGAUCGAUGUUGAUGUCUGAAUGUGAACUCUUUGUAAUAACUGUGUUUAUGUCUUGACAGGAGGCCGUUAAAUUGCUGCUAUGUCAGAAAUAUAUUGCACAACAAGGUGACCCCAUGUAUGAUUAUCACUAUGAAGGUAAAGUUCAUUUCCACUGGCCUUUGAGGUAAAUUAUGUUAUUUUUGUAGCAAUAUACAGUCUCUGACAUAUUGUUUGUGUGUUUUCAGGAUCAGUUCGAUGGGCAUCAAAGGAAAGACAGAUUUUUAGGCAGAACUUCAGAACAAAGGGCAAAGAAUUCAAUGAAAUUAAAAAGGAUGUAAGUGUGAUGUUCUUGUAACGACAUUCCAAACAGGCUAGUUUAUUCUUGUUGAUGCAGUCAAAUCCGUUUUUAAAAAACAACCUGGCAUUUACUUAGUUUGGAAGUUAUGUAUCCUUUAAUAGCUGCAGUAGCUGUGGAAUAUCAAAAAAACUAACAUAAGAUUGAGUUUUGGACUAUUCACUUCCUUAAUCUAGUGUUAGCACCUUUUCUGUGAGUAAUUAUUCUUUUAUCUAGGAAAAUUGUUCAGCAUUUCUGUCGCUUUUCUCUCUAAAUUGAGACACUUUAAUUUUAUUUUUAGUUGGUUAAAGUAGGGGUACAAAUAUUUUGGUAAAUUCAUGGCUUUGCAAGAUGGUACUCUGGGAUUUAUGCUGUUCCCAAAGACUCUGUUGAAAAAUCCCAAUUGACUUUGUAUGUGUAAAGUAUUGUAACCUUCCACUUAUUGUUAGUAUUUUUCAUUGCAGGUUGGAGACAAGAAAACAAUAUUUGAUUGUAUUGAGUUUUAUUACCAAUGGAAAGCUGCGUACCCUGAAGCUAUCCGCGGAAGAACUCGCUACAUUGACUCAGACUCUGAUGAAGUAAGUUAACCUCAGAUAAACAAGAAUAUACCCUCAUACUGAAGUUGUGAUACAGACUAGGUUCUUGCGGUCUAUAAAUCCAACUUAACUUAGUAACAAGGUUCCAUAAGUUACAGUACAGACCAAGAAAAAACGGUUUAUAGCUCUGGGUUUCAGUUAAGAGGGAAAGAUUUCAGUUUAAGUGGAAUGGCUUUUGACGAUUUAUACAUGCCUAAUCCUAAACACAGGAAGAUUUGAUUGGUGUCUAAAAUUGUUGAGUCAUCAAAAGCAUUCGUAUUGUAGUAGGUUUUCUUUCACAAAUUGUGAUCAAAAUUAACAAACAUUGGAAUUAAGUAGUACAGUGAAAUACAUGCAGCUAAUUUGACCAAUCAGAAUGGAUGUAGUAGAUGAAAGAGAACUUGAUAGUAAUGUUAAGUAUUAUCUGCUAACACUUGGGCCUUGUGUAUUUUUAUCAGGACUAUGAAGAUACCUCAAGUGAAACUAACAGUAACCCCUCCUUUUUUGAGUGCGAUUUCCCUCAGUGCAAUGCUGUAAGUUGAGAUGUUUCUUUAAGAUCAUUUGUUGUAAAGCGAGUAAACCUGAUGCUUGUGCAAGUGGUAUUGCUGAUCCCUGCAGUGAAAAGUGUGCAUGUCUCAUAUGAACUUAGUAAGUUGCCAGCUGUUAGCCUGAGCCACAGACAAAUCUAUACCCCUGGUUCAGUCCAUCUUCGAAACAGCACUGAAAUCCAUGUUCUGGGACUCAGCUGUGUAUCAAGAUUUGAGUACGUGCCAUGAUUGACCUGUUUAAAAAGCCAUUGUCCAUAUGCCAAUCAGGUUGAAGGGAAAUUCGAAACACACUUCCUGAGUAAAAUUAAUUUAAGUCCAUUGGGGGCCUACAACAAGUAUCUUAGCACCCUUUGCAGACAUGACUAAUCAGGAUUAGAUGACUUUUGCAACACAGGCUAGCUGAGUGUCUGCCUACUGUGAGUUUUCCUGUAUAUAUGUAUGUAGUUAAUUUUUUAUCUCAGGUAAUUUUUGUUUUUCUUUUGUUUUUGGGUAUGGUAAUGUAUGCUAAUGAAGUUGAAACAAAGGAAAAAUAAAAAUUACCUGAGAUAAAAAAUUAACUACAACAUAUAUGUGAAAUAUAGAACACCCAAUCUGUUGUUUAACAGAUUUGAAGCCUGUCUUGCAGUGACUCUUUUCCUUUCAUUUUGCUUUGCUUUUUUCUCCAUUCUCAUUCAUAGUUGACUUUCUUGUUUCUUUACAGAAAUUUGUAUCCAGACAAGCUCUCAAUGGUCACAUACGUGUUCAUGGAGGAAGGUACCUAACAGAAUUUCCAUACUUUGUAUUGUUGUUACUAACUUCAUUUAGGAAAAGUGCACAUACAUAAAAAUUUUCCCUUGAAUAGUUAGCACAUACAAAACUUAAAAGUGGAAGUCUGUGGGUAGGAGUAACGAUUCAUAUUCCUUGCAGUUCGAUUCGAUUUUGAUUUAUUUCGAUUCGAAUAAUGUGAAUGUUUCUUAAUUCUUAUAACAUAAUGUGUAAUGUAAACAACAUGCAACCCUAAACCCUCAAUUUGAGAAUAGUAGCAGGGACAGGAGGAUUCACACUCGCUUGGUUCGUCGCCAUGUUUGAGAACCUGACAAAGUGUGUGUUGCACAUAGUUUGCCUUAUUUGGAAAUUCUCAUGGGGUGGUUGAAGGACAGCAUUUUUACCAGGCAACACAAAAUGGCGCACGAAAUGCUAUCGUCUUUGCUCGUCAAUCAUAAACGCACAAUUUAAAGCGUUCUGGAUUCCAAUUUUACGUAUGAUAACUCACUAAGGGCACCCUGGAAAAGGUGUGCAAAAAUUGAACCAACAUCGAAACUUGGAAGCAAAGAAUAAUCGUGAAUCGAACUGAACGGUGAUAUACUAUCUGUGGGCAUAACCUAAAACAUGGCCAGAGCACUUCCACAACUCUGAUACUCACGUAGAACAAUCUUAGCAAAAGCCCUUAGAGGAUGUUAUUGUUAAGCUGUUGGUUACUUUUUGUUUGUGAACUUUUUCCCUAACUUUUUUCUUUUCAGUGAGAAUUGAUUAUGUUUUUUACUUUAUUUCUCAGCUUCAUGAAACCGUCAGAACCAAGACGUAAGAAUCGCAAUACAACGGUCGCAGCAUCAAAUGGAUCAAGUGCGGGACAUGUUGUGAGGAAGAGAAAGUCUCCUUCACCAGCUCCUGCAACCAGCAUGUCUGAGUUAAAUAACCAAGAUGGUCCACUGCCUGAGUUCGCUUGUAAAGUGUGUGGCAGGUGAGUUUACACUUGUUGUGCCUCAGAAUCUAAAUCUGUUAAAGGGGCUGUGUCACGCAGUCAAUUUCAUUUUGUUUAAUUUUGCCAAUUACACGCCCUCAAUCACUAUGGAACUUAAAGGAAGCAAAGAAUUACAGGUAAAUGACAAAAUCGGAGAUCCGAGACAAACAAAUAUGUCUCCUGAGCAUUAUUUCUGAAGUUGCAAGCAGCAGGGAUCAACUUUGAAAAACUGUUAGGCUGAACAGUUUUCAAAAUCCCUAAUUUCAAUCCGUUUCAAUCUUUUUCAGUUUUGCCCAUCCAUGGUAUCUGUUGUUUCUGUUAUGUUAUUUUAACCUUCCUUUAAAGUUUUUUUAAAGCGGUUAUUUUUAUGUUUCUCUUAAUUUAACAGGCAUUUUGUAAUUUCCUAAUUUGGCUGAAUUUCGUGGCACAGCUCCUUUAAGAAGAGGUUUCACUUUAGUGUGACUCAGCUCUUCCUCAUUGAAACAAAAGCCAGACNACUUUUUGUUUGUGAACUUUUUCCCUAACUUUUUUCUUUUCAGUGAGAAUUGAUUAUGUUUUUUACUUUAUUUCUCAGCUUCAUGAAACCGUCAGAACCAAGACGUAAGAAUCGCAAUACAACGGUCGCAGCAUCAAAUGGAUCAAGUGCGGGACAUGUUGUGAGGAAGAGAAAGUCUCCUUCACCAGCUCCUGCAACCAGCAUGUCUGAGUUAAAUAACCAAGAUGGUCCACUGCCUGAGUUCGCUUGUAAAGUGUGUGGCAGGUGAGUUUACACUUGUUGUGCCUCAGAAUCUAAAUCUGUUAAAGGGGCUGUGUCACGCAGUCAAUUUCAUUUUGUUUAAUUUUGCCAAUUACACGCCCUCAAUCACUAUGGAACUUAAAGGAAGCAAAGAAUUACAGGUAAAUGACAAAAUCGGAGAUCCGAGACAAACAAAUAUGUCUCCUGAGCAUUAUUUCUGAAGUUGCAAGCAGCAGGGAUCAACUUUGAAAAACUGUUAGGCUGAACAGUUUUCAAAAUCCCUAAUUUCAAUGCGUUUCAAUCUUUUUCAGUUUUGCCCAUCCGUGGUAUCUGUUGUUUCUGUUAUGUUAUUUUAACCUUCCUUUAAAGUUUUUUUAAAGCGGUUAUUUUUAUGUUUCUCUUAAUUUAACAGGCAUUUUGUAAUUUCCUAAUUUGGCUGAAUUUCGUGGCACAGCUCCUUUAAGAAGAGGUUUCACUUUAGUGUGACUCAGCUCUUCCUCAUUGAAACAAAAGCCAGACCUGUCUGACUUCGUUUUUUUACUUGGUUUGGGUAGAGUGAGGAAUAUCUUUAGGGUUGGGGGGACAGAGGAACAUGGAUAUUGGUAUCUGAUUCAGAUAUCUGUUGCUUUGAUUAUUGAGUUUCACACUGUACUUACUUCAUUUGCAGAAUAUUCCACAAAAUCAAAAGCCGGUCAGCGCACAUGAAAACCCAUGUGAAAAGACCUGAUGAUGAUGAUAGCAAGAUGGCUGC
Molecule: messenger RNA, 17755 nt
Organism: Porites evermanni
Lineage: Eukaryota; Metazoa; Cnidaria; Anthozoa; Scleractinia; Poritidae
Source: the annotation of a GenBank genome assembly